AUGCUUGGGGUUACAUACGAACAUCCUCAAGCCACCGAUUCCUUUAACUUAGUAAUCGAAAGUUUGAAGAAAAAGGAUGCGGAUGAAUUCAGUGCUGCUGGUGAUUUAUUCGCUGCACUGGAAGUCACUGCUUCUUCGCAAUCUGCUCCUGCAACUGCUGUUGAAUCGCCCCAGCAAGCAGUGGUUCGUUACUUUUGUCUCUUUCGUUUCCUUAUUUCUAUUGCUUGA
Molecule: messenger RNA, 228 nt
Organism: Gongylonema pulchrum
Lineage: Eukaryota; Metazoa; Nematoda; Chromadorea; Rhabditida; Gongylonematidae
Source: the annotation of a GenBank genome assembly